CAUGGGACAGAAAGAGGUGAAAGGUAAUUUGGUUGUGUCUGAAGUGCAGCGAGGAGGUUUCUGCUGAAAGAAUGAUGAAUGUGAACAGAUUAAUAGUCUUUAAUCGGACUUUUCGAAUCGGAGAGCGGCUGCUUGGCUGUCACAUAAGGCAUGCUGGGAAAGAAGAGCUGCGGCUACAGCAGCGGAGGACCAUUAAAACUCACUCACGACACCUGGCAUACGCGAAGGAUCUGUUCCUUGGGCAGGUGAACAAGACUGAAGUCUUUCCUUAUCCAGAAAUUGGAAAUGAAGAGUUGGAGGAGAUGAAGCAGCUUGUUGCACCGGUGGAGAAAUUCUUCAGUGAAGAAGUUGACUCAGCAAAAAUUGACCAAGAGGCCAAAAUCCCUCCAGAGACUUUAAACGGGUUGAAGGAUCUUGGGCUGUUUGGAAUCAUGAUUCCUGAGGAAUACGGGGGUCUUGGAUUGUCCAACACCAUUUAUGCACGACUGAAUGAGAUCAUAGCCUUAGAUGGCUCUAUUGCUGUCACACUGGCUGCUCAUCAAGCCAUUGGACUGAAGGGGAUCCUGAUAGCAGGCAGUGAAGCCCAGAAGCAGAAGUAUCUGCCAAAGCUAGCCUCAGGGGAACACAUUGCAGCUUUCUGCCUGACAGAGCCUGGAAGUGGAAGUGAUGCAGCCUCCAUUCAGACCCGAGCAACCCUGUCUGAAGAUGGAAAGCAUUAUCUUAUCACCGGCUCCAAGUUCUGGAUUUCUAAUGGAGGGAUGGCGGACAUCAUGACAGUGUUUGCCAGAACUGAGGUGGAAGUAGAUGGUGUGAAGAAAGACAAGAUUUCUGCAUUCAUUGUGGAGAGGGCUUUUGGGGGGAUCACCAGCGGCAAGCCUGAGGACAAACUGGGCAUCAGGGGAUCCAACACCUGUGAGUUGUCCUUUGACAAUGUCCCAGUACCAGUUGAGAACGUGAUAGGAGAAGUUGGAGGUGGAUUCAAGAUCGCCAUGAACAUCCUGAACUCAGGGAGGUUCAGUAUGGGCAGCUCCUGUGCCGGAAUGAUUAAAAAGCUGAUAGAGCUGACAUCCGAGUACGCUGUGACCAGGAAGCAGUUUAACAAAAGCCUGAGUGAGUUUGGUAUGAUCCAGGACAAGUUUGCAACAAUGGCCCUUAAUGCCUUCGUGAUGGAGAGCAUGGCGUACCUGACGGCAGGGAUGAUGGACAGACCGGGCCUUCCAGACUGUUCUGUGGAGGCAGCCAUGGUCAAGGUGUUCAGCUCAGAGGGAGGCUGGAUCUGUGUGAGCGAGGCUCUUCAAGUGCUCGGAGGUUUGGGAUAUACUAAGAACUAUCCCUUUGAGCGCUACGUCAGGGACUGUCGCAUCCUGCCCAUCUUUGAGGGGACUAAUGAAAUCCUGAGGAUGUACAUCGCUCUCACUGGAAUGCAGUAUGCUGGCAAAAUCCUCACGGGGAGAAUAAAGGAGAUGAAGAAAGGAAAUAUAGGUCUUGCUCUAGGCAUGGCCAGCAAGAAACUGAAGACCUCGCUUGGAGCUUCAGUAGACCUGGGCCUGACUGGGAAAGAUGGAGUGGUGCAUCCCAGCUUGGAAGAGAGUGCGAAGAAGCUGGAGCAGAACGUCAGCCUCUUUGGGUCGACUGUGGAGAGCCUGCUGUACAGAUAUGGAAAGACCAUAGUGGACGAGCAGCUCAUCCUGAAGAGAGUAGCAGAUGUGCUGAUCAACAUGUACGCUAUGACGGCCGUCCUGUCCAGAGCGAGCCGCUCCAUCAGCAUCGGUCUCAGGAACCACGACCAUGAGGUGCUGCUUGCAAACACAUUCUGCAACGAUGCUUUCUUCAAGAACAAUUACUGGAUGGUUCAGCUGCAAAAACACUCUCCUGAGAACGAUGAUGCCAACAUCAAGAAGAUUGCCAAACAGGUCCUGGAGAACAGAGCCUACAUCUGUUCUCACCCUCUUGAAAGAACUUACUGAGCUCUCCACUGUGACCAUAAGACUGUUCCCAGCACUCUGAUUGGACUGUUUGGAUCAGUUAACUGACAUUUCCACUCUUGUAUUAGUGCUUGAGCCUACAUUAAAUUAACACAUAAAAAUACUGAUAUUAACCAUUUUGGAUUAAUAGUGACUUCAGUGGUAGCACCUGAGAUCAGACUUCUGCUGUGAUGGCAUUACAUGAAGCUCAGUCUGAAGUGCUCUUGCAAGAUGCUAGUUUUAAUGAACUGUUCGGUACAGAGGGUACAGUUUUCAUGUUUUUUUUUCCUGAACAGCUGAUCCAUGUUUCCUCAUGUUUGAUGCCUACUUUUGAAAUCUGAAGACGUUCCUCUCCUUGUCUGUUAGAGGCAGGGCAAUCCGCUUGUAUAGGAAUGAAUGCUGCUCACAGAAUCCACUGUAAGAGGCAACAGAACAGAGCAUAUUACUUCGAAAUCCUUUUCUCAUUUUCUCCAGUAUCUGCCUUUUUAAACUGCUCUUGAACUCACUUGUAGUGGUACUCGCUGUACUGAGAGCUGUGUCUGGGAAAGGCGUUCCUUCCGAGGCUGCAGGCCAUGCACGGGCCCGGAGCCAGAGGUGCUCUCUCCAUUUCUUCUGCUUUGUCAUCAGCAACGUUUAUCACAGACAGCUGAGGUAAAGGCUGUGACACAAAACACAGCUGUCGGCUCAAAGGUUAUCACAGUUUACUGCAAGCAAAGCCGUGACAAUAAGCAAGGUGUAAACGAAAGCAUGUGUAGGGUAAAUGGCCUUUAAAGCUGUAUCUACCUUUUGUUAACACUGACACAUUUUACCUUAAUAAAGCUGUGGCUGGCAAAAUG
Messenger RNA from Archocentrus centrarchus (flier cichlid), 2800 nucleotides. It is a transcript of the gene acad9, whose product is annotated as acyl-CoA dehydrogenase family, member 9. The coding region runs from base 72 to 1967 and encodes 631 amino acids. The transcript has 18 exons. The record is from RefSeq and is a predicted model, not a curated record. Gene Ontology annotation, molecular function: flavin adenine dinucleotide binding; acyl-CoA dehydrogenase activity. Lineage: Eukaryota; Metazoa; Chordata; Actinopteri; Cichliformes; Cichlidae.